Messenger RNA from Salvia splendens (bonfire salvia), 2521 nucleotides. RefSeq lists its product as uncharacterized. Gene Ontology annotation, molecular function: protein binding. NCBI's taxonomy places the organism in Eukaryota, Viridiplantae, Streptophyta, Magnoliopsida, Lamiales, Lamiaceae. The record is from RefSeq and is a predicted model, not a curated record. The coding region runs from base 61 to 2145 and encodes 694 amino acids. The transcript is spliced from 9 exons.
GAAAAAAUAAAAAGGCUCUCUCUCUUUCUCUCUCUUCUCUCACUCCAAAACCCAAAGACAAUGGGUAAGGUACCAACUGCGGCAGCAGCAACAACCGAGAUGAAGAGAAAGAAGAAAGGCCGUCCUUUGAAGAACCCCCCUCCUCUCUCCACCCCACCAAAAACCCCUCUUUCCAAUUCCACAAGCCGACGAUCCACGCGCCGGAACCCUAACAAUCAUGAUUCUCCGCCGCGGCCGGAAUUCGACGACGACGAAGACGAGCGCAAGGAGAAGAAGGUCAAGCUCGUCGUUCGCCUGCCUCAAUCGGAUGACAAGACUGUUGCCGAUGAGAAGAAUCAGCACCAGCUCCAGCACAGCGGCCGGCAUUCCCACGAUUCCAAUUCUGGUUCUGAGUCCGGGUCGGGCUAUGAUUCUGACCCUGAGGAUGAGGAUCGGGAGGGUUCCGCGAAGAAACGCAAGAUAAUUGACGACGAUGGCGGAUCUGACGAUGGGGGUUUGGAUCAGGAUAAAGAGGUCUUGAAAGCGACAGACACUCCUCUACAAGUAUCACCCAUGGAGUCUGGUCCCACAGCUCCUUUACCUGAAAAAAAGUUGUUGGUCUUCAUUCUUGACAGGCUUCAAAAGAAGGACACAUAUGGGGUAUUUUCUGAGCCAGUGGAUCCUGACGAGCUGCCUGAUUAUUUUGACAUAAUAAAGCAUCCAAUGGAUUUUGGAACUGUUAGGAAGAAACUUGAGAGUAGGGCUUACAAAAACUUGGAUGAGUUGGAGGCUGAUGUAGAUUUGAUAUGCUCGAAUGCCAUGCAAUAUAAUGCUUCGGAUACGGUCUAUUUUCGGCAGGGACGGGCUAUACAAGAGCUUGCAAAGCGAGACUUUAAAAAUCUGAAGCAUGAAGGUGCUGAUGGUGUACCCCAGCCCAAGAUAGUGCGGAGAGGCAGGCCACCAAGUAGUAAGAAUCAAAAGAAAGCUAUUGAGACAUCCCCAGUAGAUCGUGUUGGUACUGACCUUUCUUCGGGUGCAACUCUUGCUAAUGGAGAAGAUAAGGCAACAGGAUCUAAUUCGUACAAUCUAAGAAAGGCAUCACCAUUACUUAGGUACAGGUCCUCUGACUCAUUUUUGUCACCUUACACCUCAAGAAAUGGUGAAAACUACUCUGAGUAUUCGACGGAUUGGAAUAAUGAAUUUCCAGCAUCAAUUUUAAGGGCUGACAAUAAAUAUGGAAAAAAACAGUUUAUAGUGGAUGAGAACAAGCGCGAGACCUAUAGACAAUUUGAUCCGAUAUCUUUAGGCGACAAUUCACCCGUUUUAUAUCAUUCAAAUGGAAACAUGAAGCGACUUGUCCCGGUGGGUCUUCAUGAAGCCCUUGCUUAUGCUCGAAGCCUGGCCAGGUAUGCUGCAAAGCUUGGCCCCACAGCCUGGAAGAUGGCAUCGAAGAAGAUAGAGGCCAUCUUACCUGCAGGGGUACAAUAUGGUCCUGGCUGGGUGGGUGAGAAUGGAGCACCUCCCCAGCCAUUGCCUACCUCAAUUGCAAAUCAGAGAUCAUUUGCUGGUGAUUUUAAUGCAAGGAAACUUGUUACACCCCCAACUUCCGGCUUAAAUCCUCCUGUCGGGGGUGGGCCCUGUGAAGCCAUGGUCGAAGCUGUUAAGAAACUGAACAGCCAAAUUGAGGUGGCGGGACAAGGUGACGUCUCUUCUUGGAGAACACAAUUCCCACCCCAGCAAAAUCACAUGCACAACUCCCAUAGAAAUGGUUUUAGCGGAAUGUUUGGGUCAUCUGCAGCAGGUUCUGCUAGAGCAGCAGGGCCACAACCUUCAGUUUCGGAAGGGGUCUCUGCUCCAUCUCCAAAGGUGGAAACAGUAUCCCCAAGAAGUCGUUCAUCAAGUCAUUCUUCAGUUAUUGAGCAAGCUAAGUUGCCAGAAGGCAAUAACGGUGUACCCCCUGGAUUUCAAACAGCACAGGUUAAGUCCUCUACUUCCGUUGGAGAAGCUGAUAUGUGGAGCUCUGUCAAAUCUUCGUGGCCAGUGCAGCAGCAAAGAUAUAACCUUGCAGUUCCACCAGACCUGAAUGUUAGAGUCCCAGCCGGCUCACCUGGUUCAAGCCUGCAAAUUAGUUCACCACAACAGCCGGAUCUGGCAUUACAACUCUGAAUAUUAUUCAUCCAUUUUUAGGCUGCAGCUCUUUGGUGUUGUCAGUGAAAAAAAUAAACUCUGGCUUACAAUGAAGGCCUGCAGGUCGACGACAGAGUUCAUCAGAAAGCUUGUAUAGAUCAAUCGUGUAUCUAAUUCUUUAGGCAGAGUUGAAGAAUGUUUUAACAUUUAUGACUUGGACAAUGACCGACCGGGCAAGGGGAGUUAAUAGGAGCGACACCAGGGGAUAGCAAGGGUUUAGGUUGUCUGAGUAGGUUGGAUUACAUAGAUAGGUUUCUCCAUUUGGAUAUGAAUCAACAUUAAGUGUAACAAUAUUUACAUGAGCUCAUUUAUUAGGUCCAAAUACUUUGACAGGUCUGGAUUUUUUGUCUAGUAA